CCUGUAGUGCUUGUACACUCGUCUGCGAGGACAUCCCUUCCUGCUGCCAUUGUCAACGAUGUCAAACUUCCUAGAGAGGAUUGUAGGGCUCGCCGAGCGUUUGCCUGAGGGCAUCGAGCGCGCUCAGGAUCAGAUCAUCGGCAUUUUGGAUCCCAAUCGCCGCCAUGACAACCCCGAGGAGAAGGCAAAUGACGAGAUUCGCGCUGAGAUCAACGCCAGCCAUAGGUUCAAUAGUUUCGCAAGCCAAAGGUCUGAGAACGCCGUCAAGUGGCAUGUUGAUGGUCACGACUACAUGUAUGCGCUCUCGGAGAUGCUCGAUAGCGCAAAGGACUGUAUUUUUAUCUUGGAUUGGUGGUUGACUCCCGAGUUGUACCUCCGUCGUCCUCCCGCCGAUCAUCCCGAAUGGCGUCUCGAUAGAAUUCUGCAGCGCAAGGCCCGACAGGGUGUCAAGAUCUUCGUUGUCGUCUAUAAGGAGGUCACUCAAACCAUGAGCAUGAGUUCGAAGCACACCAAGGCUGCUCUAGAAGAUCUUCAUCCUAACAUUUCUUGUAUGCGCCAUCCCGACCAUAUCGGUAGCAAAGACACUGUCGAAUUCUGGUCUCACCACGAGAAGCUCGUCGUUGUCGACAACCACCGGGCCUGCGUUGGAGGACUCGAUCUUUGCUUUGGUCGCUGGGAUACGCACAACCAUCCUCUUGCUGACGCUCACCCUCUGGAUUUCUCUCGCACUCUCUUUCCGGGUCAGGACUACAACAACGCGCGUGUCCUUGACUUCCAAGAUGUCGGCAACUAUGUUAGCAAUGCUGUUUCCAUCUUGGAGACCGCUAGGAUGCCUUGGCACGAUCUUCAUAUGACGCUGUGCGGUCCGGUCGUCCUUGAUCUUGUUCAACAUUUCACGGAGCGAUGGAACGAAGUCCGGCGUAGAAAGUACCAGCACAACGAACGCUACCCAGUGCUUGCUCUGCCCCACAACGUCAACGCUGCACCCAACGAGGCUGUUGUUCGUCACCCUCACCGUGAACAAUGGCAUCAGAUGGGCCGCCGCUUCCGUCAACGAUUCCAUCUCGAAGACGGCGACGAAGUCGAGGAUCCCUACGCGCGCCCACCGCAUGGAAAGUGUCGCGUACAGGCUGUCCGGAGCGUGUCCGACUGGAGCCACGGAGUCCUCACGGAGCACUCCAUCCAGAACGCAUAUAUUCAAUUGAUCAGGGAGUCAAACCACUUCAUCUAUAUCGAAAACCAGUUCUUCAUCUCGAAUACCUCAAACGACGGGCCCGUCGUGAACAAGAUCGCACAGGCGCUCGUCGAGCGGAUUCUGCAGGCGGCCCGGGAUGGACGAAAGUUCAAGGUCAUCGUGGUCAUCCCCGAGCUUCCUGGCUUCGCGGGCGACAUCAAGAACGAGACCGCGCUGAAGACGAUCAUGGCGGCGCAGUACCGGACGAUGAACCGCGGCGGGAAGAGCAUCUACGAGCUCGUGCGCAAGGAGGGGUAUGAUCCGAGCGAGUAUAUUCGGUUCUACCACCUGAGGUCGUAUGACCGGAUCAACGCGCCGCUGGGAACGCUCAUCUCGCAGAUGGAGCAGAACUCGGGUGUGACGUUCCACGAGGCGCAGAUCGCGCUCGCGCGGAUGUGGAUCGGGGAGCACGCGGGGGGCGGGGGCGACGAGAACGCGCCGAAGGAGGUGUUCGUGAAGGUGCCGCAGGCGACGCAGGAGGGGUUCACGGUGACGGACGCGCCGGUGAAGCAGGAGAAGGUGCCGCUGCCGCCGAACUACGAUGCGGCGAAGGAUAUUAUCGAGCGGUUCCAGGAGGGCGCGCAGGGCGUGCGCGGGGACGAUGCGGUUGCGGAUUCGGUGGCGCAGCAUGCGUUGAGGGAUGUUACGGAGCUGAAGGACGAGCAGUGGCUCGGGACGGAGGAGGAGGAGCUUAAUUCAUAUGUGUCGGAGUUGACGUAUAUUCACUCGAAGCUCAUGAUCGUGGACGACCGCAGGGUGAUUCUCGGAUCUGCGAAUCUGAACGAUCGCAGUCAGAAGGGCGACGGCGACUCUGAGAUUGCACUGGUUGUCGAGGAUGACGAUAUGAUUCGGUCGAGCAUGAAUGGCGAGCCGUACAUGGCUGCGCGCUUCGCUGCGACGCUGCGUCGUCAGCUGUUCAGGGAACACCUUGGCCUCCUUCCGCCGCAGAACGGGGAGAACGGGGAAGAGGUGACGGCUGCGAUGCGGCCUGCGCCGGAGCCGCAGGCGGACGAGACGGAGGAGGAGGACGAUAAGCGCGUGGCGGACCCGCUGGCGGACGAUGUGCAGGAGCUGUGGAACACGACUGCGCGGGUGAACCGCGAGAUCUUCACGGAGCUGUUCCGCCCUGUGCCGACGAACUUGGUGAGGAGCUGGACGGCGUACGAGGCGUACGUUCCGAAGGUGAAGACCGGACAUGUCGUGCCGGGUGUCCCGCUCGAGCGGGUGAAGGAUCGGCUGUCGUAUGUAAAGGGAACGCUUGUGGAGUGUCCUCUGGAUUUCUUGAUAGACGAGAAGGACUUUGUGGAGGGUGUGGAUUGGCUUGGGCUGAACCCGACGUUGCCGAUUUAUAUUUGAGAAGGAGAAGGAGAGGACGAGGAAGAAGGGUGGUGUACGAUUACAUGUUGGGAUUGGACGGAAGAAGAGUGCGUGUGUGUUUGAUAUGGUACUUAUUUAGUAAGAAUAGGAUAGGAUGGGGCCGAGUGAAAACGUGUGUGUGUCGGAAGGAGGUGUUGCAGGAGGGAAGGGGAAUUGACAUGUGG
Molecule: messenger RNA, 2775 nt
Organism: Coniophora puteana RWD-64-598 SS2
Lineage: Eukaryota; Fungi; Basidiomycota; Agaricomycetes; Boletales; Coniophoraceae
Product: phospholipase D
Exons: 26
Coding region: 59-2590 (843 amino acids)
Biological process (GO): phosphatidic acid biosynthetic process; cell motility; intracellular signal transduction
Molecular function (GO): D-type glycerophospholipase activity
Source: RefSeq, a predicted model, not a curated record